GGACCUAACCAUCUCCAGGCAGGACUCAUACCAAAGGCUACAAACCUCUUCUCACACGCCUUCAUCAUGGUCCGCUCAAACAGGCUCGUGGCCCUUGGCGCCGCCCUGCUGCACUCGACCUCGCUCUUUGUGGCUGCCGCCGACGAGUUCCGCCUGGUCAAGACCUCUGACGAGGAUGCCGGCACGUGGAUGACCGAGGAGCAGAAGUGGGACCUCACGGCUCAGGGCAUCCGGUUCAUCGACAUUACCGACACGAUUGAACUCGAGGACGAGUACCUUGCUCGCCUCAACACCUCCCUGGAGACCCGGGAGCUCUCGCGGCGGGCCAUCCCGUCGUCCCCCUCCCACCAGUCGGAGGCGGCUCCCUUGGUCGCUGCAGCCACCCAGACCAACAUGAAGACAUGGGCCAACGCCAUGGUCGCCUACCGCAACAGGCACUACAAGGGCAGCUACGCGACGCAGGCCGCCACCUGGAUGUUCAACACGGUCAAGUCGGUGGCCUCGGCCAACACGGCCAUCACCGUCUCCCAGUUCACCCACAGCAGCUACGACCAGCCCAGUGUCAUUGCAAAGAUCCCCGGCACUGGCAGCGGCGUCGUCGUCGUGAGCGCCCACUACGACUCGACCGGCGGGUCGACGACCUCCGUCGGGCCCGGAGCCGACGACAAUGCGUCCGGGGUCGUCGUGAUCCUCGAGGCCCUGCGCGUGCUGGCGGCCGCCAAGUACAAGGGUCCCAACACGCUCGAGUUCCACUUCUACAGCGGCGAGGAGGGCGGCCUGCUGGGCUCCCGCGACGUGAUGCAGAGCUACAAGCGCGCCGGCACCGACAUCCGCGCCGUCCUUAACCAGGACAUGACGGGCUACUCGCCCAACAACGUCAUUGCCGUCUACACCGACUACGUCGACGCCACCCUCACCAGCUUCUGCCAGAAGCUCGUCCCCGUCUACACCAGCCUCAAGCUCGUCACCGACCGCUGCGGCUACGGAUGCUCUGACCACGCCUCUGCAAACACCGCCGGCUACCGCGCCGCCUAUGUCUGCGAGGACACAAUGGCCGACUCGAGCCCCUACAUCCACUCGAGCAGGGACACUAUUUCGACCCUGUCGUUCCCUCACAUGCUCGAGCACGCCAAGUAUACCAUCGGCUUCCUCGUCGAGGGCGCUUACUUCUAGGCUCCUCCCGUCCCGUAUCUAAAAGCUGCAAAAAGCUGCCUUUUGCCGCAGUCUUGUCAUAAACCCCAGACAAAAAAAAUGACAGAUAUCAAGCCUGGCCGCAUCUCGCGUCGCGCUCGAGUGUGUGCUCGAGUGUGUUUGUUGCUUUUUGCCCUCCCUUGGCGGCGCGCAGCAGCAGCACCUCCUCACAAAGGAAGAAGAAACCCCCCGGAUCAUCUUAUUUCUUCAGGAGUGCAUAUUGUGCCUCGUCGAAGAAGAAAAACGAAAAAAACCGACGCUGAAUGUUUCUCCGUGUACAUAUUUGUCUUAUCGAAUAUACAUAGUUAUACAUAACAUUAUCUCGAAAAA
Messenger RNA from Microdochium trichocladiopsis, 1521 nucleotides. Its product is annotated as leucyl aminopeptidase. The transcript has 4 exons. Gene Ontology annotation, molecular function: metalloexopeptidase activity. Bases 67 to 1173 code for a protein of 368 amino acids. NCBI's taxonomy places the organism in Eukaryota, Fungi, Ascomycota, Sordariomycetes, Xylariales, Microdochiaceae. Gene Ontology annotation, biological process: proteolysis. The record is from RefSeq and is a predicted model, not a curated record.